Heterocephalus glaber (naked mole-rat) is the source of this 3298-nucleotide messenger RNA. RefSeq names its product NudC domain containing 3 (gene Nudcd3). Gene Ontology annotation, biological process: protein folding. The record is from RefSeq and is a predicted model, not a curated record. Gene Ontology annotation, cellular component: cytoplasm. Lineage: Eukaryota; Metazoa; Chordata; Mammalia; Rodentia; Bathyergidae.
GAAAGCCCCGCCGGGCAAUGGGAUCACCGGAAAGCAGCUUGGGGCAGCGAGGUGGAACAGGCGCGGACCGGAAGUUCCGAGGCCUUGAUGUCCGGGGGAUCAGUUAGGUGCGGACGCCGGAAGUGGCGAGUCGGUGGCUGUGGGGCGGAGCCCGUGGAGUGCGCGUCCCUCAGCGGCGGUGACAUGGAUCCGGGAGCUGCAGAGCUGUACGACCAGGCCCUGCUGGGCAUCUUGCAGCAUGUGGGCAACGUUCAGGACUUCCUGCGCGUCCUCUUCGGGUUCCUCUACCGAAAGACCGACUUCUACCGCUUGCUGCGUCACCCAACGGACCGCAUGGGCUUCCCGCCCGGCGCCGCGCAGGCCCUGGUGCUGCAGGUAUUCAGAACCUUUGAUCACAUGGCCCGUCAAGAUGAUGAGAAGAGGAGGAAGGAACUUGAAGAGAAACUCAGAAAAAAGGAAGAAGAGGAGGCCAAGGCUGUGGGGACCGCUGCUGCUGAGAAGGAACAAGUCCCAGUCCCAGUUCAGGAAAUAGAGAUUGACUCUGCCACAGAGUCGGCUGGGCCUCAGGAAAUAGAGAAGGUGCAGCCGCCAGGCCUGCAGGAUGCGGAGCAGGAGGGGAUCCAGGGCUCGAAGGAAAUAGAAGCCUCGGGAGCUGUCGCCAGUGCUGCUGAAGUCGCCCCAGAACCCCCAGUGCUCCCCAGGGUUCAGGAGCAGUUCCAGAGAAACCCUGACAGUUACAACGGUGCUGUCCGUGAGAACUACACCUGGUCGCAGGACUACACCGACCUGGAAGUCAGGGUGCCGGUGCCCAAGCAUGUGGUGAAGGGGAAGCAGGUCUCGGUGGCCCUCAGCAGCGGCUCUAUCCGCGUGGCCAUGGCAGAGGAGGGCGGAGAACGUGUCCUCAUGGAAGGGAAGCUCACCCACAAGAUCAACACUGAGAGCUCCCUCUGGAGCCUGGAGCCGGGCAAGUGUGUGCUGGUGAACCUGAGCAAGGUGGGCGAGUACUGGUGGAAUGCUAUCCUGGAGGGUGAGGAGCCCAUCGACAUCGACAAGAUCAACAAGGAGCGCUCCAUGGCCACUGUGGAUGAGGAGGAGCAGGCGGUCCUGGACAGGCUCACCUUCGACUACCACCAGAAGCUGCAGGGCAAGCCACAGAGCCACGAGCUGAAAGUCCAUGAGAUGCUGAAGAAGGGGUGGGAUGCUGAAGGCUCUCCCUUCCGAGGCCAGCGAUUCGACCCUGCCAUGUUCAACAUCUCCCCGGGGGCUGUGCAGUUUUAGUGACUGGAAGGAAAAGGAUGGCCCUUGUCCUCAGCCGCCCCCCUCAGCUCCCUGCAUGCCAGGGAUGCACUCCUCUCCUUUUUUCCUAGCUGCCCUUUCUCUAAGGGUGAGCCAGGCCUUCCCUCCUGACCUCGCACCGCCAGACUGUUGGGAGAAGGUGCGGGGCCAGUGUUGCCAGCCGCUGUGGCCAACGCUGAUGGAAGGUGUUUGACACACAGGAGGAACACUUGCCCAAGAACCGGGAGCACACACUGUCUCUACAGCAACCAGCUGCGUCGGGCUGCACCCACCCCACCCCUUUCGCUGUUGUUUUGAUGUCCUCUGCUUGCUGUCCUUGUGGCUGGGUGUGGAGUUCUGUCCCCUCAGCAAGGCCAAGUUGAAGUGUGGAGCUCAGUGCUUGCAUGAGGGCAACUGGGGCAUGCUGUGGGGUGCUGCUUGGCCUCUGCCGGAGCCCCUCACCUUCUGGGGUGUGUUCACAUGCGCCUUGCUCUUUGUAAGUCUGCUGGGGUGUGUCGCCUGCACGUCACUGGUGUUGGGGACUGCGCAUCGGCUGUGGACCCAGCCACAGUGCAUCCCGUCUGCACUCGGACUGCAGCCGCCUUUCCAGGCUCUUAUGGAAGUGACCAGGCCCAGCCCCGCUGCAUGGCACACAAGCUGGGCUGUCAGGAGACAUCCUUGUGGGGUUUUGGCCAGGCACAGACUUGGGCACCCCCGGGAGGAGACCACAGCAAGCUCACAGCCUGGACCUCAGCCACAGGAGGAGGGGUGUCUGUGGUGACACCAGACAGCAGUCCCUGGAGCCAACAGACUGUCCCACUGUCCCCGGGGACUGGGCACCUCCCCAGCAGCCUUGCACCCAUGCCUUGAGCUACAGCUGCUGCCCUUCUCCAGCCAGAUUGUGCAGACUGGGCCAAGGGGCAGGACCCAGGGACCCAAGUGGUCCCAGGGGCCUCCGUGCACCUGUAGCCAGGAACUUGUGUCACCUCUUCCCAGUGCUGCCCCUCACCUGGCUCUCAGCCUUGGUACACAGAUAGGUCACAGCACAGGUCUCCGUGCCUGUGCCACCUGCAGCCCACUAGAAGCAAGGCCUGGCCUCCUGCUCGCUGGGAGAGCUGGGAGGGGCUGUCCCCAGGGGUGCAAUGGUGGGAUGUCCCUCCAGGGGCAGCCAUCUUUAGCUGUGGAGCCAGAGCUGGUUCUCUGCAGCCAGGAAAGGGGAUUUCUGGGCCCCAGGGAUGCAAACAGCCCGUGAGAGGUGUGAACUGGGAGGUGUUCUGUGGUUCAAGGGGAGGAACAGCCGUGAGAGCCCUGUCAUCUCGCAUUUGCCAUGGAGCUGGUGCCAGGGAACAGAACUGUCACUUUCCAGGGGCCCUGAGAAAGUUGUGGUCAUUUUUCCUGAAAUUCCCACCAGGAGCCUGAGGUUUGCAUACUGCUGCGCGCAGGAGUGGGUGUGUCUGCUGUCCUCUCCCUGGUCCCCUAGUUGUCCCGUCCCUACCUGUGGCUGGUCCUCCCGAGGAGUGACAGAGUGUUGGAACCCUGUGCCUCAUUGGGGAGAGGUGGAGUUGUUCCUUUCCAUGGCAGUGUCUUCCUCUUGCUUGGUUUUGUUCUCCGUGUGGAUUUCUUCCCAUUUCCUGCCCUGCUUCACAAGUGCAAGCCCCUGUCCAGGAGGAGCAGUGUGAAGCUGGGGCUGCAUGGCGGCAGCAGCCAUCCCCAUCUGGCCCUGCCAUGCCACCCCCCCCACCCCCCCCGCGGCAUGGCUUGUCCCCAGCGCCUGGUGGAUGGGUCGCUGCCCGGGGUGCCACUCUGGGCCAGACCAGUGUCUGUCCGUAGCUGGCGCACGGCCUGUUUUCUCUUUUUAGACACAACAGCUGCAGUUUGGCCACUAAGUCCCACCAGCUGAGGUCCGAGAAAAGCGGGUUGACUCAUCCCCCUUGUCCAGGGGCCCCGGAGAGUGGGAUGUCCAGCCUGCAAAGCUGCUUCAGUUCCUUGGUGUUAGUUUGCAAUAAACCUGUAUCUAAGCAUG